UACAUGUUUUGCAGUGUGUUAUGAAUCGAUCGCUUAUCUAUGAGUGAAUUUGCGCUAUGAGAUUCUAGAACAAACUUAGCUGAGUUAACAAGAUAUUAGCUAUUACGUUUUAUGUCGAAAGCUAACCUUACACAAAUUACCUAAUGGGUUUGGCUAGAAGUUGGAUCUAAAGGCAGCUCUCCUCAGUAAUAGAAAGCUGCAUUUCUGCAAAACUUAAAACUGCUAUUCCAGUUCAUUUACCAGCUCGUUUAUUGUGCCCAUUAUUCAAGUAAUUUGAGGACAUCCUGCAGUGAAAGAGUGAAAAUGGCACAGUAUAAAGGUGCGGCCAGUGAGGCUGGUCGAGCGAUGCAAAUCCUUAAACGUCGUGAACGGCAAAAGGAAGAAGUUGAGCUGAAACGACAGAAAAUCGAGCAAGAAAUGCGUGUUUCAAUGGGUGACAAAUUUUCAUCGCACUUUGAUGCCGUCGAGGCGCAAAUUAAAAGCGCAACCGUCGGUUUGGUCACACUUAAUGAAAUGAAGGCAAAGCAACAGGACGCAGUGAAGGAGCGCGAGAAACGUUUAGCACAAAAGGAAAAGGAGAAGCUGGAAGAAAAACAGCGUGCCGAAGACCAAAAGAAGGCACAAAAGGAGAAGCAAAAAAAAGCAAUUCAAGCGCUGUCAUUCAAUCUCGACGAAGACGACGAAGUAGAGGAGGAGAACGGCGAAGUUUAUGACAAAUGCAAAUCAGAUGGCGCUAGUAAAUGUUUCCCAGGCGCUAGCCGCAGUCCAGAGAACUCAAGUUCUUCAGCUGCCGGUAUCUCGGUAACCAAUGUCAACGGGAGUAACCAGAGUAGUGGUGAUGAUAGUCAUGAUAAUGAUGCUGGCCUUAAAGAUUCAAGACUAAACAAAGAAUCAAAGGUUUUAAUUACAGAGAUUAAAGUGAAGAAAAACCCAGACGUCGAUACUUCUUUUUUGCCUGAUCGCGAACGCGAGGAAAAGGAGCGAAUGAUUCGCGAAGAGCUACGCCAGGAAUGGAAAGACAGACAGCGAGCUCUUAAAGAAGAGAACAUCCAGAUCACGUUCAGUUACUGGGAUGGCUCGGGGCAUCGUCGUGUGGUCGACAUGAAAAAGGGCAAUUCAAUUUACCAGUUCUUACAACGAUGUCUCGACUCACUCCGUAAGGAAUUUUACGAACUGCGAGUUGUUUCCGCAGACCAACUUAUGUACAUUAAGGAGGAUUUAAUCAUACCGCACCACUACACAUUUUAUGACUUCAUCGUGACCAAAGCUCGAGGAAAGUCGGGUCCUUUAUUUGCGUUCGAUGCUAAUGAAGAUAUUCGUAUGACAUCGGAUGCAUCGAAAGAAAAAGAAGAAAGUCACGCGGGAAAAGUUUUGUUACGAAGUUGGUAUGAACGGAAUAAGCACAUAUUUCCUGCCUCGCGAUGGGAGCCUUACGACCCAACAAAGUGCUAUGACAAAUACACGAUCAAGGACAAGAAAAAGAACAAAGACGGCAAUGAAAAGGAUUAAAAAAUGCCGGUGUCUUAAGACCUAUAAACUUUUUCAGAUAUCUACAGAUGGUACCACAGGCUAGAAAAUCUGAAGUAACCAGUUGAUUAACCUAGCUUCAGUUGGCCGACUGCAAGAGAGUAACAAGCUUAUAAUACCUCGUUUAAAUAGAUUCUACAGCUGUAUCGAUUACAGAAAGCGAUAACGAAUAGAUGCACAAAAUAUUCUCAGGACAAAUAGAUAUUCGAGAAUGUCUCCGAGGGCUGAUUCGUAGAAGAAAGGACAAAACAAAUACCUUGGGUGGCAUCAAUCAUUGUUUCAUCUAAUAGGAUAUAUUUAGAGGCGAACAUGUCGAUGAGUAAAGAAAGGUAUUAUAUAUUUUACGCCGAGUUGAGAAAACAGAGGUAAUCUGCUCAAAAUUACUAAACGUAAUAAUUUAAGUUCCUGAGUUUCUGACCUAAAAAUGUGUAUAUAAGAAAAAAUAUAAAUGGGUUCAAUUGACAUUGAUUUCGCUUAACAUAUUGGUUUUUUUGAUAGGUUUCAAAACGUUUCGCUUUUUUUUAAGACUGGUAGCUUGAAGACUGUUGUGAUACACUAAUUUGUUUGAGAGGAAGCAUACUAUAUAUAUAGAAUAUAUAUAUAUAUAACAAAAAGCCUACUACUAUAUUGUACCGACACACAUAUAUAUAUGUGUGUCGGUACAAUAUAGUAGUAGGCUUUUCGUUGAGCAUAUUCUGGAGAGAUACUAUAGUGACAUAUAAUAGUAAAUUAUAUUUCGCGUAUCGGCACCCGAUAACAAUGAUUUAGUUAGACUCUAGUGAUUAUCUCAUUUAAUAAGGCACAUACCUGUUGUACACUUGUACAUUAGAAAUAUUUGUAACUUAGGCAAAUGCCGACGAAGGUUAUGAAAAUCUGUUGUACGUUUAUUAACAUACCUCGAUCACUGGUUAUUAUAUUAUAUAAGAUAUAUUAGUAUAUUAUAAGAAAACAGGUAAUAAGUUAAGAUAGAUACUUGAAUUAAUGUCAACUUUUCGAAUUAAUUGGACAUUGAUUUAUCGGAACUAUAAAAAUAACCCUUUAUAGUAUGGUUUAUGAAAAAUAUCUAGGAUAAAGGUAUCAGCGUAACUAUGUGAAUAUUCUCGUGUAUAUGUAAAAUAACUCGCACAAUUAAAUAACAACUCUUUCAGGCACAGAUAUAUAAAACGGCCUGUACUGAUUGCCUGUCAGUAAAAGUGCGAUUGUGUAAAUUGUAAAUAAAUAUGAUAUAUCAGUAAAUCUGCAACGGUCGA
Messenger RNA from Varroa destructor (honeybee mite), 2777 nucleotides. Its product is annotated as protein FAM50 homolog. Lineage: Eukaryota; Metazoa; Arthropoda; Arachnida; Mesostigmata; Varroidae. Gene Ontology annotation, cellular component: nucleus. Gene Ontology annotation, biological process: chromatin organization. The record is from RefSeq and is a predicted model, not a curated record.